AUGGCGGCGGCGGCGGCGGCGGGCGCGGGCGCGGCGGGCGCGGGCGGCGGCGCGCGGGAGGGCGCGCGGGUGGCGGCGCUGUGCCUGCUGUGGUACGCGCUGAGCGCGGGCGGCAACGUGGUCAACAAGGUGAUCCUGAGCGCCUUCCCGUUCCCCGUCACCGUGUCGCUGUGCCACAUCCUGGCGCUGUGCGCGGGGCUCCCGCCGCUGCUGCGCGCCUGGCGCGUGCCCCCCGCGCCGCCCGUGUCCGGCCCCGCGCCCGGCGGCGCGCACCCGGCGCCCGGCCCGCUGCUGCCGCGGCGCUUCUACCCGCGCUACGUGCUGCCGCUGGCCUUCGGCAAGUACUUCGCGUCGGUGUCCGCGCACGUCAGCAUCUGGAAGGUGCCCGUGUCCUACGCGCACACCGUCAAGGCCACCAUGCCCAUCUGGGUGGUCCUGCUGUCGCGGCUCAUCAUGAAGGAGAAGCAGAGCACCAAGGUGUACCUGUCGCUCAUCCCCAUCAUCAGCGGCGUCCUGCUGGCUACUGUCACCGAGCUGUCCUUUGACAUGUGGGGCCUCCUCAGCGCUCUGGCGGCCACACUCUGCUUCUCUCUGCAGAACAUCUUCUCCAAGAAGGUGCUGCGGGACUCCAGGAUCCACCAUCUGCGGCUUCUCAACAUCCUGGGCUGCCAUGCCGUGUUCUUCAUGGUGCCCACGUGGGUCCUGGUGGACCUGUCGACCUUCCUGGUCAGCAGCGACCUGACCUCGGUGGCCCAGUGGCCCUGGACGCUCCUGCUGUUGGCCAUCAGCGGCUUCUGCAACUUCGCCCAGAACGUCAUCGCCUUCAGCAUCCUCAACCUCAUCAGCCCCCUCAGCUACUCGGUGGCCAACGCCACCAAGAGAAUCAUGGUCAUCACCGUGUCCCUCAUCAUGCUGCGGAACCCGGUCACCAGCACCAACGUCCUUGGCAUGAUGACGGCCAUCCUCGGGGUCUUCCUGUACAACAAGACCAAGUACGAUGCCCACCAGCAGGCUCGGAAGAACGUGCUCCCAGUCACAACGGGAGAUCUGAGCAGCAAAGAGCACCUCCUCAAUCCCCUAGAGAAGCCUCGCAACGGCGUGGGCAUGCUCUUCCCACAGCAUGGCCGGCAGAGCUACACGCACCCCUACAGCUCGGACCGCUACGACGUGUAGUCCUCCCCUCUUUGUGCCCCUGGACACUGUGUGGCCCUUGCGGACAGGACAGCAGAGGGGCUGCUGGCCCGCCCUCCCAAACUGGUGCUGCAGGGACACUCACCCCGUGCCCGUUGGUGGUGGCCAGUCCUCCUUCCCUCAGGAAUCAUGGUCAGUGUUCCCAACGCUACUUCCCUAAUCUGACUCUCCUCUCAUCCCCCCUGGGGGGGGCUCAGGUCUCCCCUGGCUCCCAGACAGGGCAGAGCUAGGAGCUCUGGCCUUUCUCAGGGGGCGUUUUGUGGCGUGUGUUUGUGUGUACGCGUGAGCUCACGACCCCAGGCACCUUUUAUUUGGAACCAUUUGAACUGUCUUGAGCAGGCCCCUGAGCCUGUGGGUACCUUGGAGGUCUAUAGUGAGGCCCCUGGGGUUGGGCCCUCUGGUCAGAGCGGGGACCAGGCUCUCUGGACGGCCCACAGCUCUGCUUCCACAGUAGGGUAGCACCCCUGGGCCCCACGGUUUCCGCAGUGUCUGGUCCUGGCCCUGAGGGCUGACCCUUUGCUGCUGACUGGGACAGCCCCAGGGAACGAAUCUGCUGGAGUCUCCCUUGAAUUUGCAGUGGACUUGGGGUACACCUGCUUGGUAGGGUCCCUGUCCCCUCCUGUGAGACAGGCUUUGCACACUGCCUUGGACACGUGGCCACAGCAAGGUCCCAACAAGAUGCCAGGACCGGUUUGCAGGCCCCUGGUGGAGUGGCACGAGGGCUAAGGUAAUGCAGGUGUAUGCCUCAGCCCCAGCCCCAAGCCAAGAGACAAAGUCCUGUUGGCAGGAGCCCCAGCUGGGCAAAACACAGAGGGCUUUCCUGGACGCUGGGGCCUACCUAGAAGAACCCGCUGAGGCUGAUGCUCCAGAUUGUGAAUCUGCAGUUCUGAGAGCCUUGGGCAGAAAAUGUGAACUCUGGGGACAUACAAUAAACCAGCUGUCAGCGACCGGGCAGUGACUUGG
Messenger RNA from Suncus etruscus (white-toothed pygmy shrew), 2154 nucleotides. RefSeq names its product solute carrier family 35 member E1 (gene SLC35E1). Gene Ontology annotation, cellular component: Golgi apparatus. The transcript is spliced from 6 exons. NCBI's taxonomy places the organism in Eukaryota, Metazoa, Chordata, Mammalia, Eulipotyphla, Soricidae. The coding region runs from base 1 to 1173 and encodes 390 amino acids. The record is from RefSeq and is a predicted model, not a curated record. Gene Ontology annotation, molecular function: antiporter activity.